CUUCUUUAGGAUCAGUUAGCAAUUGGCUGUUGGAUUGAAACGAAGUUCUAAAAACGAUGCAUCUGUUUGCGGUUUUCAUUGCGCUGCUCUGUAUGAGCGUAAAUUGCCAGGCGUUCAGAGAUGAGCCCGAAUACGUGGACUAUUCAGAAAUUACCGACCUGGAGAACGCGUACACCCUAGACAAAUUGAUCAAUGGAACAGACGAGAACUUCAUCAGCAGCAGUAAUGGAACGGACCAUGAAACUUUUCCUAAGUGGCCAGUAAAUAAUACAAAUAGUAAUAAUACUAACGAAGGUCGGAUUCUUGGUGGAACGGCAGCAACACUUGGUCAAUUUCCUUAUUUUGUCUACGUUCUGGGAACUAAAGCGGACGGAACCACUACCAUCAGUUGCGGAGGUGCACUUUUGUCUGAAAGCUGGGUUCUCACCGCCGCCCAAUGCGUUGCACAGGCUGCCUCAAUACUUGUAUAUGCCGGAGCAAUAGCACCACCGGCGACUGGGGACACCACAGGCAAAGCGGGACAGGCAAUAAUCCACCCAUACUACAGAUCCAAUUUUGUAAUUCACGACGUUGCCCUUGUCAGACUGUUCAUUGCGUUUACACUCAGUGGAACAAUCAGUCCCAUCAGACUGUCAAAGAACUCAGCCUCCAUUGAUAACGUCUCAGUACGCACAAUGGGAAUGGGAACUGCAGACGAUACUACGGGUGCGGGCACUGCCUUGAACUACGUCGACUUGAAAAAUAUCCCGAGAGCUACAUGCAACAUCGCCACAGACACAGCGUACGUCACUUACCCACCAACCGCUGGUUGUUUGGACCCUGAAGGCACUACAAAAAACUUCUGUUUGGGAGAUCGUGGUGCACCCGUGGUGUACAAUUUUGACACCGGUCUGGUGGUGAUCGGCAUCACAAGCCAACUGCAGGGGUGCGUCAGCAACGCUUACCCCAGUUCGUACACCAAAAUCCUUCCUUACUUGGGCUGGAUUAGAGAGAAGACGAAAAAAAAUUUUACAUGAGUGCUAUGCCAU
Neocloeon triangulifer is the source of this 1028-nucleotide messenger RNA. RefSeq names its product brachyurin-like. Gene Ontology annotation, molecular function: serine-type endopeptidase activity. Lineage: Eukaryota; Metazoa; Arthropoda; Insecta; Ephemeroptera; Baetidae. Gene Ontology annotation, biological process: proteolysis. The coding region runs from base 57 to 1016 and encodes 319 amino acids. The transcript is spliced from 7 exons. The record is from RefSeq and is a predicted model, not a curated record.